Molecule: messenger RNA, 3517 nt
Organism: Linum tenue
Lineage: Eukaryota; Viridiplantae; Streptophyta; Magnoliopsida; Malpighiales; Linaceae
Source: the annotation of a GenBank genome assembly
GUGGUAUAUUGUUGAGAAUAUUCUUUUGGAAGGCUUGUAUUUUGUGAAAAAUCCCCACUAGACAAUUUAUUUGGGAUUGCCACCCCAACACCAUAUUGCUUAAUUUUUGGUAGUGGGCCACCCAUAGGAACAGUGGGCCGAAGCCUGGCCCAAGUCAAUUUUCCACUUUGAUCUUCGCCGCCGCCUUCUCAUUGGAAUCCACACGGACUUUAGAAGCUUCAACCGGGGGAGACUGUGGCCGGUACUCGUACCUCCUGGCGACGACGACAUAGAUGCAGAAAUUGAUCAAACUCAAAAUCGCCAGCAGCAGAUAGAACAGAUUCAGAUGAUUCCUAUUGAUAUUGUUUCCGGCCAGCCAUCCCCCGCUCCUCGUCCUAUCCUUCGUCGCUCUAUUCACGAGCUUCACCAAUAUGGUGCUCAAGAAGUAACCAAGCGCCAUGGAGUUCCACAGCAAGGAAGUCGACAUGGACUUGAGCGCCCGGGGAGCCUCCGAGUAGAAGAACUCCAGCAGGCCGACGUAGGUGAACAUGUCGGCGACUCCGAAUAUGAAGAACUGGAUCGACAGCCACAAUGUGCUAAUCGGUAGCGGCUGCGACUUCGGCAAGGCGUCGAGCAUCCCGUGGUCCCUCGCCACCGCCUUGCGCUUCACUUCCAUGAUCGAGGCGGCGGUCAUCGACAGGCACGAGAGGGUCAGCCCGACUCCGAUUCGUUGCAGGUGCGUUAUCCCGGUGGGAUGGCCGGUGAGCUUGCGGAUGAGAGGUACGAAUAGAUGGUUGUAGAUUGGGACUAGGAUCAUUAGGAAGAGAAUUGGGAUUACAGGUAGGGUAGCUGGUGGGAUUUUGAUUGAUUUGGUGAUUGUGGGAUCCAUGGUUAGCCCUUGUACGAUUGAGAAUGUUUGGAGCGGAGCUAGGCAAAGGGUCAUGAUGAUUGUGCAGAAGAACAUUGGUAGCAUUCCCAGCACGAUUUUGGCGUUCUCUACUUGUGUGACCCUGCUUAGUCUCCAUGGAUUAGGGGUUUUUCGGAGAGUAGCUGGUGAUGAGUCUUUUGCUGUUUCUGGUAAUGGUUGAUUAAUAGCUGCUUUGUCUAGGAACUUGAAAAUUUCUCUGUGAGCUAGAAAUUCUACUUCCAUUGCUGCUUCCUUGUCUUUGCUUAUCUCAUAGAGAUCUGAAGGGUCUUCUGGAAGUUGAAGCUUUCUGUUCCUGUAGGCUGCAACAUAAACCUGCAGAAAUGACCAAUUGGUUUAGUGAGUGCUCUUCUUGCGGUGGCCUAAAGACAGGAAAUUUGCAGUCGUGGGAAAACCUGAACGAUCUCGGUAAGGGCGGUCGAUCCUUCAAUUAGUUGAAUCCGGUACCAAGGCAGGCCGAUCAAUAUCAAGAGUAUGCCGAAAGCAACGCCUAUGCAACCAAACCCAAAACCUAUGUCCCAUCCUCUGUGGUCUUGGAUCCAAACAAGGAGUGUUAAGCUGAUUGCACCGCCAGUACACGCUGCCAGCAACAGAUAGUUGAAGAAGCCAGACCUCUGCCUUGCUUCUUUUGGGUCUUUCUCGUCAAAUUGAUCAGCACCAUGUGCCGGUAAUGAUGCUUUGAGCCCUGCUGAUCCAGCGGCGAGCAAGUAGAGAGAGGCAUAGAGAUAUGCAGCAUUUCCACCUUCGACUUUCUCACAAUGAUCAGCUGGGUUGAAUACAUUACAUGUGGGUGGCUUCAUCUUGGGAUGAUGGGCUUGGAUAGCUAGCAAUGCUAGUCCCUGGACACAAGUGGGGAUUUCAUGUUUGAUCUUUGUUACGUCACAGUGAGGAUGUUAAUGCAUGAAUAAAGAGCUGAGCUUUACCAGCAUCUCGAGGCAAGCUGAAAAGAUGACAGCUCUGAGUCUGCCAAUGUAAGUAUCGGCGAGGAUAGCGAAUAGAAUGGCCAUGAUGUUGCUAGCCCCCAUGUAGUUUGUCAGCUGAUUUGCUGCUUCUGCCACUUCCAUGUGCAUAAUCCCGUUGAAAUAAGUCACCAAGUUCACUGCCAGCGCAACAGUGGCCAUGUUUUCACAGGCAAGCCCGACUGCACAAUCAAACACAAGUCUCAAAACAGUCACUCUUGCAAGGAGAAGCUCCACAGAUGAUGCCCAGGAUGGGUCUCUCUUGCAUUUGAUUUUGGGCUCCAUUUAUGGGCAAACAGAAUAUUCCUCAAUAUUGGCAGCCGCCAUUGAUGCAUCUAAUUACCUCGAGCUCAUGAUCAAGAUAUUGUCAAGGUAAGCUAGAAUACGGCCAAAUUGGAUGGGGAGUAAGAGAAGAACGAAACUAUCCAAGUAACCCGAGGAAUCCUCAGAGGCAUCCACUUGUCCAAACUACUACACACCUCUCCGCCACCUCACUCUCCAAUGCAUGCCGACGUGCCAUUCCUUCCACCCUUCCACGUCAUCUUCACUUCCAUUUCUUUCUCCUCCUCCCUGUUUAUAAAAUCCUCCACAGAACAAAUGGUCGCCAAUUGCCAGUGCCACUGCCAGUUUGCCCCCUUCCCACAACCAACCGCAUCCUCUGAAUCUCGUUGUCUUUCUGUUUCGGGCGAUGUCGACUUCCAGCGAUGAACCAGCGAUGGGAGCGAAGAAGGUGGAGGGAGCAGGUGAGCCGAUACCGCCAGGGAAACCGAUGACGAUGGAGCAGCACAUUGUGGACAAAGGGGCCAUGAUGCUUCAGAGGCUGAAGCCGAUGAAGCAGAUCAGCCAGCAUGGUUGCAGCUUCGCUAUCUAUAGCCACGACAUGACCCGCCAGAUUGAGACUCACCACUACUGCACCCGUAUCAACCAGGAUUUCCUCCAGUGUGCUGUCUAUGACUCCGAUGGCUCCCAUGGCCGCCUCAUAGGAGUGGAGUACAUAGUAUCUGACAAAACAUUCGAAGCCCUGCCUCCAGACGAACAGAAGCUCUGGCAUUCCCACGCUUACGAGAUCAAAUCAGGGCUGUGGGUGAACCCCAGGGUUCCAGAGGUCGUAGUGAAGCCAGAGCUGGAGAAUUUGGCCAAAAGCUACGGCAAGUUUUGGUGCACUUGGCAGCUAGACCGAGGGGACAGGCUGCCGAUAGGAGCACCAGCACUAAUGGUGUCGCCACAAGGCGUGAACAUGGGGGUGCCAUCACCCGAACUGGUGCGCACGAGGGAUCUCAAGUACAACAUACUCACAGAGGCGAUUCGAGAUUCGAGGGUGGAGAUUGCGGAGCCGGAGUGGCUGAACCCGAUGGCGGACUACUGGAAGCAGCACGGCAAGGGGUUCAAGAUCGACGUGGAGCCGGUUGACAUGAAACUCAGAGCUCCUUUCCCAUGAAAAGAAGCCAACGUUUUUUUUUUUUAAAUACAUGUUGGAACUUGUUUAUCCUUUCUCUGGGUUGAGAAAUAAUGCAUGAAAUGUUGGUGUGCCAAGUGUCUUUGUUCGCGGUGCCGUGACUUUUGUAUCUGUCUGUACAGUGGAGACUAAAUGGUAGUGUUUGGUAUUAUAAUCUCUUUUGAGAUUUUUUUUUAUCUAUGCAUACUUACAAGUUAC